Sander lucioperca (pikeperch) is the source of this 5668-nucleotide messenger RNA. It is a transcript of the gene gpr139, whose product is annotated as G protein-coupled receptor 139. Gene Ontology annotation, molecular function: G protein-coupled receptor activity. NCBI's taxonomy places the organism in Eukaryota, Metazoa, Chordata, Actinopteri, Perciformes, Percidae. The record is from RefSeq and is a predicted model, not a curated record. Gene Ontology annotation, biological process: G protein-coupled receptor signaling pathway. Bases 538 to 1668 code for a protein of 376 amino acids. The transcript is spliced from 2 exons. Gene Ontology annotation, cellular component: membrane.
CUCUUUCUCUCUCUGAGCAUCCCUCAGCCUCCCGCCCUCCGUCUCUCUCCCUUACUUUUUGCUCUCUUGCGUGCCCUUGCUCUCCAUCUACCUUCCUCCCACCUUCCUUCUUCCCCUCCCUCUCUCCUCCUCCUCCUCUUCCCUCCUCCUCCUCCUGCUGCGCUCUCGACUCGCUCUCAUUCCCCCUUGCUCACACACUCAGGCAACAUCCUCCCAUCUCCACUUAUUUCCCUCUCACCUCUCCGCUCCUCUUGCCUCCUUCCUCUCCGUCACCUACUGACACAUAUCAUCUCUGGCAUCUCCCCGUCUAUUGUCUCCCUCUCCCUCCAUUCUCUCCUCCAUUUCUCCCUCCUUCCCUAUACUCCCUCACACACUCAACCUUGCUGCCUCGCGCAAACUCACGCGUGCACACACUCAUGCUGAUUGGCACUCAAGGACAGAGCACUCUCUCCCCCGUACCGGUGACCAGGCGGUUUGCUCGUGUGGCCAGGCUUCUUGACACUGAGCUCAGCUGAGGAAGAGGACGAGGAAGAGGCCAUGGAGCACAGCCACAUCUUCCCUGUAUUUCCCCCAAAUGGGAGCACCUGGAACCCAGGGGAGCAUCCCUCUGAGUUUGCCCAGGGAUGCCCUCUCGGACCACUGCCUGUCAUCUACUACAGUGUCCUGCUCUGUCUCGGCCUGCCGGCUAACAUCCUGACCGUGGUUAUCCUGUCCCAGCUGGUGCUGCGUCGCCAGAAGUCUUCCUACAACUAUCUCCUGGCUCUGGCAGCCGCUGACAUCCUGGUCCUGCUCCUCAUUGUUUUUGUCGACUUCAUAUUGGAGGAUUUUAUUUUGGCAACGCCGCUGCCUCUGUCAUUAAACAAUGUGGUGCAGGUUCUGGAGUUCUCCUCCAUCCACACCUCCAUCUGGAUCACCGUGCCUCUCACCAUUGACCGUUACAUCGCUGUUUGCCACCCCCUGCGCUACCAUACUGUCUCCUACCCGGCCCGCACACGAAGGGUGAUAUUUGCUGUGUAUAUUGGGUGCUUGCUCUCUGCAGCUCCUUAUUACUGGUGGCCUGAGCUGUGGCACAGCCUGCCUGGGGUGAGUGGUGGUGGAGGAGGAGUGGAGGGCAACAGGAGAACCGUGGCCCAGCAUGUCCUGGUGUGGGCCCACUGCGCCACUGUCUACCUCCUCCCCUGCACUGUCUUCUUCUCCCUAAACGCUGGCAUUGUUUGUAAGCUACGCCGACGACGCAGCUGUUUCCGUCUGCGUGGCUACUCUACCGGCAAGACCACCGCCAUUCUCCUUGCCAUCACCUCCAUUUUCGCAGUUUUGUGGGCGCCACGUACCCUCAUGAUCCUCUAUCACUUCUACUCCCCUCCACCAGCCUCACAAGGUGCCGGUCGACUGCUCCACAUGCUCACCGAUCUGGCGAACAUGCUAGCGUUGCUCAACACCGGGGUCAACUUCUUCCUCUACUGCUUCAUCAGCAAGCGUUUCCGGGGCAUGGCGGCCAACGUGCUGCGAGCCUUGGUCCACUGCCGGAAGCAGCCGCCGCCAUUCUACGCCAGCCACAACUUUUCCAUCACAAGCAGCCCCUGGAUCUCACCAGCCAACUCCCACUGCAUCAAGAUGUUGGUGUACCAGUAUGACAAAAAUGGGAAGCCUAUCUGUAUUUCCUCUUGAGUCCUCAGCCACCAGCAACCGCCCCCACCCUCAGUUGUUGGGGAACAUUGUCAGGCAUUGUCUCCUUAGUGACCAGCUUUGCCCGCAUGGGACUCUUUGAGGCUCGAAAAUGUGAACACACCUGGAGAGCACAUAGGUGACAGUUUAGCUAGCGUUGAGAGAUAACAAAUUGGUUGGAUAGAAAGGUGGAAUAGCAAACAGCAGAUGCCUGCUUGACAGAAAAUUGCCUCUUAUGUUCAAUUCACAAAGCAGCGACCAGCUGUUGAUUGUUACCUCCAUGCAAAAAAAUACAGCUACUGUAAGUGACUGACUCCAGACUCACAGACUGAUAAAAGGGAUAGGACCAUCAUCUAUUACUGAAUUUUAUGAGCCACCACGAAAGAAUAAACUAGCAACUAGAUGAAUUCUUGGUGAAUCUCAAAUGCCUGUUGACAUUGAAUUCUUUAUGGAUGCUCUCUGUUGCACACUGCCCCCAACGGCGAGGAACUUUGAACAGCUGUGUCUUUGUCCGUUGGGAGUCAUUUCCAGAAAGCAGAGAUAUCCAGUCAGAGUCUAGGCACUGAACUCGAGCAAUGUUAAAACAGUGCUGUCAUUUCCAGUUGAAUAUGCAGAGGACUCUCAAAGGCAUGUUAAUUUGGGCUUUUAUCAAAUGAACAGUGUCAAGAUGUGUGCGUGUCAAGUUCAUUUUAGCAGUGCAGGUCACUUACAAGUCGGCACUCUCUAUGGACAUUACCCCACAGGUUGUCGUAGGAUGAGUAGACUCUUCUUAUUGUUGGUUAAAUAUUUAUUAAUAGUAGACUUGACUGUUAUUGUAGAUUCACAAAAAUACAGGACAAAAAAUAUGACUUGGGGUCAGAUCCAAGGUGUCAUUAAUCUAGUAAUCACAUUUCCAAUAUUAGGAAGAGGAAAUUUCUGCUAUUAGUAGAUAGUCCUCUAUUAACUAUUAAUGGUCCUUGAUGAUUUACUGUUAACCAUUAUCUGGAUGAAUAUAAUGAAUGUCACAUCACUUAAGCCCUUUAGCUUUCUGAGAGACUGAGAAAAAGAGAGAGAGAGAUAGAGAGAACAGACUAGUCUGCACUCCAUCCCUUUCAGUUUGUGUUCCCUCGUCCAAGGUUUUCUGUCCCAUGAUGCAGCAGUGAAUUUGGUCUCAGGGUCAAAGUGACACAUUUCAUUUCUGCUCAUUCUGCAGGUGGCUGAUGGCAAUUCAGUAACAAUUUACAGCGAAACACAGUCACCUACAUCAACUUUGUCUCGGUGCUGCCUGGUAACAAACUAUAAAUGCACACACACACACACACACACACACACACACACACACACACACACACACACAUACACACUGUGCUCUGUAUUGCCCACAGAAAGAGAAAGAGCACAUUGAGAUCAAUGCACAUCCAUUCUGCAGACACCUGGGGCAUUACCAGUGUUCAUCUAUCUAGCGAGAAUGGAGCUGCGCCAAAGGGAAGAUUUUUUCAAAUAACAGCCUGGAGAUCUCAGACACAUCAGGCCUUGUAAUGGAUAAGGCUUUAAAUCUGAUGAAUGUUAGGUGCGUCUGUCAUAGAUUAUAAAGUCAUGCCCUCCAAACUCUUGUUUGACACUCAAACGUCUGAGACACUUUAAGGAGUGACUGCAGGUACGUCGUUGUUCUUUCUCUCACCAUAGCAACAUUUUAAACAAAACAACUGGCUGCAGCUGAAAAUCAGGGCAAAUGUUUCAUAGUUUUGUCAAGUCAGUUGUAAUAACUUUUUACCAGCUUUAUUGCUGAGAUAUUUGGACAUGUCAACUCAACAAGACACGUCCUUAGGGUGAGGAGUAGUGAUCAGCCAAAGUCUGCGUUCAAUGUAAUUAAAUCCAGAUUUAACAAACGUCCUAUGUAAAUGUUUUUGUUUUGUUUUAAUCUUUUACAUCACUAUCUUCCAUCCCAUUUGAACAAGGUCACAUGGUUUUAGACCAAUCAAAUUACUGAACUGGCAAGGAGUGUCUCAUGAUUGAUGUAGGUGGUGCAAUAAUUUUCUAUGAAAAGGAAAAGUAAUUAGUAUGGAGAAGGUCAAUGUGCCUUUAACUGUAAGUGUGCUAUACUGAAAACACUUUACAAAACAGAGACAAGCUAAGAUAAAAAGAGAGCAAGCAAUGAAAUACACAUAAAUGAUAGAUUUAAAAAUAAGUGUGACCAUUAAAGACUGCUGUCCCUUCUCCAUGCACAUCACAAGUUUUGGCUUGUGCUGCAUUGCCCUGUAAAGUGUUUCUCAGCAAUACACUUGGUGAAUAACUCAGAUCAAAUAGGAAUUAUGGCCAAAACUACAAAGACCCAGGUUGUUAAAUUCAAUUUCCAGUUAGAGCUACAUGGACACCAAUUUUUUCUAGUGCUGUAUUUGCAAUGAUGCUAACUGUUGGCUUAUGUGAUAGUCUUUCCAAUUUCUUUUCCCAUCAAAGAUUACUUUUUGGAAUGAACCUAUUUACCCCCUUUUCAGUUCAGUUGUUCUCUCAGAUCAUGACUGGCUCCUCCACUUUCAAUUCCCAUUUCUUUCGUCUUCACAAAUUGAUUUUCUUCAAAAUUGCAAUGCGAAUGAAGGAGUACCAGUCACCACUUGCUACUCACCUCCUUCACUCUGCACUCCUCCCACUCAUCCCUCUUUCUUCCCACUUUAUGUCAAAUGCACUCGCUCAAAGUUAAUUUCACAAGUGUCCUUUUUACUUGUCAACUGAUUGCCUUGAAGUCUUGUGUGCUACAUGUGCAUACUGAGCAUAUCGCUCCAUCAUUUCUCUUCAAAAAAUGUAUCCAAUGCGGUUAGGGACCUUGAGAUUAAGCUGGUGGAUGUCGAGAGUUAUUUGAUGGAGAUGAACGGCCAAAGGGUCGAUAACCUGUGAUCACUCAGCAAGCUCCUUGACUCCAGGUCCAGCAAAGUCAUCCUCAGCAGGACGUUACAAAUCAUUAAGUGUAAAGGCACUAAAAUAUGUGCUUUAAUCCUCAAUCAAUAUUGCCUAAUGAGCCGACUAUGAUCAUUAAGAAAGUAAAAUAAUUUGGGCUUCAGCCUGAGGAGCUCAUGCCAGAUCAAUGUUGCCAUGACAUUCAUUUCACAUGUUAACCCCAUCCAGUCUUUCAGCUGAUGUUUAUGUGACAUUUGUGGGAGAACUGGCGCCUCAGUCAAGUGGCCUCAUGGGAACAAGGCGGGCAUGCUGGGAAACCAAAGUGAAUGGAUGAGUGGGAGGUGUUGAAAGAGUGUCACAUGCAGGUGCUUCGUCUCCCACGUGAGGUAUUCGGUAGCAUGUAAAAGGGUUUGUGUAUGAGGGGGGGUGAUGCCAAGAAAUCCUCCCUAUUAUGAGAAAAAAAGCCCAAAUCUAUAUUUUCUUCAGCCAGAUAUUAUAAAGAUAACCAAACAUAAAUCAAUCAGAUGGUGAAAUUGUAUUUUCUCUCUCACACCUCCUCCGUUUCCUCUCUGUCUCUCUCUACCUGCUUAGCUCUACAGUGUAUGUGUGUGUGUGUGUGUGUGUGUGUGUGUGUGUGUGUGUGUGUGUUUGUGUUUGUGUGUGUGUGUGUCUGUGUGUACAUAAUGUCUGUCUUAGACAGAAAGAAGCUUUAAAAAGUGUUUGUGCCAUAGGACCUGUAAUGUAUGAAAUCAAAUAUUGUAUUUAUUCCCAAUCAUGAUGAAUAUAAUUACAUACAGCACAGUAUUAUAACGAUAUAUCCAUGAAUGUACAACUGAUGCUUCUGGCAUUUUUUUGUGGUAUUUUUCUGAUUGUGAUUUUCUACACGAUGACCUUUUUGAGUAUUUUACCUUUCUCCAUGGCAGUGUUUCAGAACUGUGUUUUUUGAUUGUACUGGAGUAUUUAUAGGCUUGCACAAUUCAGUUCUGUCCUCCUAAUGAAUGUAUUGACUGUAUAAAGAGUAUGUAUUACUGUGCUGUAAGAUGGUAUGCAUAAAAGUAUUGGUUAAUAUCAAUCUGUUUGAUUAAAUAAAUAAAGAGCAGUAUCUCUAAGGAUUGAGAUAUAGUGCUGCUGA